AAAUGCAAAGUACUCCACUUCGGAAGCUGCACGCAGACAGAAUGGGAAUGCCCGCCUGGGACAGGGGGCUGUGGGAAGGGACCUGGGGGGGUCACAGUGCAGCUCAAGCUAAACAGGAGUCAAAGGUGCACGGCUGUCGCGAAAGAGGCGACCGUGACCCCGGGCCGCGUCAGCCGGCGUUUUGUUAGCAAGACCCGAGAGGCGUCUCCCGCUCGGCUCCGCGCGGAUUAGGCCUCAGCGGCGGAGGUGGCGGGACUGGAGAAAGCCCAGCGAGGGGCAACGCAGGAGCGGGAAGGCCGGGAGACCCGACCGGCGGGCGAGGCUGGAUCCCGGGUGCGCUCAGCCGGGGGAACCGCCUGAGCAGGGCCCGGCCGCCCGGACAGACCCGCCGCUGCCAGGAGCGGGGCGGUAGCGCGCCCUCGGUUUCGAACGGUGCUCGUCUGAUGCCCAAUAUGCUGAUUGGCGAAUGCCGGGAUCCCUGGAAGCAGUUCCGGGAAACCCCGCGUGUUGCCGGGGUCGCGCCGCCGUCCAUGAGGAGAGAGGAAGUGCGCGGGCGCCAUUUGCAGUCGCUGCUCAGGCCUCAGCCGCGCCGCGCAGGCCGCGCUCCGCAGCAUAAUAAAAUGGCUAAUCAGGUGAAUGGUAAUGCGGUACAGUUAAAAGAAGAGGAAGAACCAAUGGAUACUUCCAGUGUAACUCACACAGAACACUACAAGACACUGAUAGAGGCAGGCCUCCCACAGAAGGUGGCAGAGAGACUUGAUGAAAUAUUUCAGACAGGGUUGGUAGCUUAUGUCGAUCUUGAUGAGAGAGCAAUUGAUGCUCUUAGGGAAUUUAAUGAAGAAGGCGCCCUCUCUGUAUUACAGCAGUUUAAAGAAAGUGACCUGUCGCAUGUACAGAACAAAAGUGCAUUUUUAUGUGGAGUUAUGAAGACCUACAGGCAGAGAGAGAAACAAGGAAGCAAAGUACAAGAGUCAACAAAGGGACCAGAUGAAGCAAAGAUUAAGGCUUUGCUAGAGAGGACUGGUUAUACUCUGGAUGUGACCACUGGACAGAGGAAAUAUGGGGGCCCUCCUCCAGACACUGUCUAUUCAGGCAUUCAGCCUGGUAUUGGAACAGAGGUUUUUGUUGGCAAGAUUCCCAGAGACUUGUAUGAGGAUGAAUUGGUGCCACUCUUUGAGAAGGCAGGCCCAAUUUGGGAUCUGCGCCUCAUGAUGGAUCCUCUGUCUGGUCAGAACAGAGGUUAUGCUUUUAUUACCUUCUGUGGCAAGGACUCAGCACAAGAAGCAGUCAAACUGUGUGACAACUAUGAAAUCCGUCCUGGGAAACACCUUGGAGUGUGCAUCUCUGUGGCGAACAACAGACUGUUUGUUGGAUCAAUUCCAAAGAACAAGACCAAGGAAAACAUUUUGGAAGAGUUCAGUAAAGUCACAGAGGGUUUGGUGGAUGUAAUCCUUUAUCAUCAACCUGAUGAUAAGAAAAAGAACCGGGGAUUCUGCUUCCUGGAAUAUGAAGAUCACAAGUCUGCAGCACAAGCUCGACGUCGGUUGAUGAGUGGGAAAGUAAAAGUCUGGGGAAAUGUUGUGACUGUGGAAUGGGCUGACCCUGUAGAGGAACCAGAUCCAGAAGUCAUGGCAAAGGUGAAAGUUUUGUUUGUGAGGAACUUAGCCACUACAGUGACAGAAGAAAUCCUAGAAAAAUCCUUUUCAGAGUUUGGAAAGCUGGAAAGAGUGAAGAAAUUAAAGGAUUAUGCUUUUGUUCACUUUGAGGAUAGAGGUGCGGCAGUAAAGGCCAUGAAUGAAAUGAAUGGAAAAGAGAUAGAGGGGGAAGAAAUUGAAAUAGUGUUAGCCAAACCACCAGAUAAGAAAAGGAAAGAACGCCAGGCUGCCAGACAAGCCUCCAGAAGCACUGCGUAUGAAGACUAUUAUUACUACCCUCCACCUCGUAUGCCACCUCCUAUUAGAGGCAGAGGUCGUGGAGGGAGAGGUGGAUAUGGCUAUCCCCCAGAUUACUAUGGCUAUGAAGAUUAUUAUGAUGAUUAUUAUGGUUACGACUAUCAUGACUACCGUGGUGGCUAUGAAGAUCCCUAUUAUGGCUAUGAUGAUGGCUAUGCUAUAAGAGGAAGAGGAGGAGGAAGGGGUGGGAGAGGUGCUCCACCACCACCUAGGGGGCGGGGAGCACCACCACCAAGAGGUAGAGCUGGCUAUUCACAGAGGGGGGCACCCAUGGGACCACCAAGAGGAGCCAGGGGUGGGAGAGGGGGUCCUGCACAACAGCAGAGAGGACGUGGUGCUCGUGGAGCCAGGGGCAACCGUGGGGGCAACGUAGGAGGCAAGAGAAAGGCAGAUGGGUACAACCAACCUGAUUCCAAGCGCCGCCAGACCAACAACCAGCAGAACUGGGGCUCCCAACCCAUCGCUCAGCAGCCGCUCCAGCAAGGUGGUGACUAUGCCGGUAACUAUGGUUACAAUAAUGACAACCAGGAAUUUUAUCAGGAUACUUAUGGGCAACAGUGGAAGUAGACAAGUGAGGAGGGCUUGAGAAUGAUAUUGGCAACAUAGAAUUGGCUAUAGCUCUACAUCCUUAAAAAAAAAAAAAAAAAAAAAAAAAAAAAAUUGGCUUAAUGUUUCAUCUUUCAGUAGCAAUUGGCUGCCAUUUGUAUUGGGCUGAAGAAUCACUCUAUUGUGUAUAUAUUCGAGUCUUUUAUUUUCCUUUUUCAUAAACGCACUUGGACAUUAUUGGGCUUGCAGAAUUCCCAAACUCCAUUUGGGGUUUCAGUGCUUUUAUUGUUUUAGGCUUCAUUUUAGCAGUUUAAAAGCAGGAUGGGCACACUGUUCAAUCAUGAUUUUGCAGAACCUCUGGUUUUGGACAGUUUCCUUUUUCGGAUUUUGGGUAGACUACAAUAGGAGUAUGCUGUACAUAAAAGUAAAAGCUAGUGCUUUGUCUUAGUAGUUUUAAGAAAUUAAAACAAAAAAAAUUAAGAUUUCUUGUAUUGAAAAUAACAUGAUUGUAUGUUUUGCAUUCCUAGAAGUAGGUUAACUGUGUUUUUAAAUUGUUAUAACUUCACACCUUUUUGAAAAUCUGCCCUACAAAAUUUGUUUGGCUUAAACGUCAAAGCCGUGGCAAUUUGUUCCUUGAUGUGAUUGUAUUUCCAAUUUCUUGUUCAUGUAAGAUUUCAAUAAAACUCAAAAAUCUAUUCAAAACAUUACCUAUUUCAAAUUCAAUUGUGUCCUAAAACAUUAUUUCAUUGGUAAUUCUUGGAAGAAACAUUGUUUUCAAAGUAUAACUGCCUAUGUGAGUGAUCAAAUUCAUUCAAAUUUCUUGUGCUUUCCAACAUAUAGCAUUGUGGACAUCAGACUGAAAGCUAGGCAAAAUUACAAAUAGUCCAAAGGGGGGCACUGUUAUUUAAUUGGUGUUCUAUAACCUAAUCACAUCUAGUUCUGAUGCUUACUACUUUGCUUUUUAAAAGGGGUCAAAUGCAUCUGAAUGUUCUUGCAGAGCUUAACAGUUAUUAAUUUUAAUUAUCUCAUUUGGAGAAGGAAUUUGGAGACUGCAAUUUUUUAGCCCCUGUUCCUUUUUGUUACUAUUAUGUAUUGUGGGGGCCUCUAGCAGCCCCAAAAUAGGUAUCUGUCCUUUUUGUACUAUAUGGUAUACAAACAUGUAGGAAGACAGUCUCUGUCCCAAGAAUCUUAGUUUAGGUGAAAUGGUUAAAUUUGUUUGUGCUAAUGUUUAUGACAAGGUCGAGACUUGUAAGUUAAAGUGCUGUGGCAAUAUAGACUGAGUUUGCUACAGACAACACAAACAUGUUCUCUACAUUCUGCUUAAUUCCGUCGCUGGCAUUUCAGUGAUCUGCCAUGGUGAACAGUUUGCCUUAGAAUUUUCAUACCUUUUAAUAAAGGCUUAAAUUUAAAAAAAUGCUAGUCACCAUCUUUCUGGGUGAUUACUAGCUAUGUUUUUUGGAGUAUUCUGUAUCUGUUGGGCUAUGCUGUUACCCCAGUGAACACUUCUUUUUCAAGAAAGAAAAACAAAAGGAUUAAAACUUCUGUUACCAAAAAAAAAAAAAAAUCAUUCCCAGACCUUCAGAAUGUCCAAAUUAACACUCUCCCUCAGAUAUGUUGAUCAAACUAUAUUGCACAAAUUGUUGGGGACAUUAAACUUCAGUGGGCACACGUUCCCUUUGCCUCUCGGUGCUGUUUGGUGUCUUUCAUAACAAUUGUAUUAGAUCAGAAUAUAGAGACUAUUUCUUCCCUCACAUACCGUUUUUGUUUUUUGUGAGUCUCGUAGACAUUUGCAUGGGUUUUAUGGCUUCUGACCUGACUGAACUGGAGUGAGAAAAUGUAUACCUGCUUCUCAAAAUGAGUUUUCCCUUUGUGUCAAUGUACUAACUUAAAGGGUACAGAUCCAAUGAAAACAUCAGCCAUGCAACAGUCCAUAAAGCAUUUUUUAACUUUCAUUCUAGUCAUGGUAUGCCAGUUUAAAAAAAACCAAACCAUACAAACCUGCCUUAAAUCAUUGGGCCAAAUCCUGUAGUCCUUAUUCAAGCAGUGAAAUCAGUGGGAGUAUGGCCUAUGUAAGGGUUGCAGGUUUUUGCUUGUGGUGACUGUCUUUUGUAAUUCUAUUAAUACAUGAGCAUACAUCUUAACCUCUUCUAUCAGAGUCUGGCUUCAUAGUAGUUAAAGGUUUCAGAGUAGCAGCCGUGUUAGUCUGUAUUCGCAAAAGAAAAAGGAGUACGAGUGGCACCUUAGACUAAAAAAGUAGUUAAAGUAAUUGUCAUGAAAAGAUGUAUCUCUUUGUGGUAACCAAACAAAAUCCCACAUCCCCAAAUAGUAUUUUCAUUUUAGUAAAUUAUAAAGAUGCGGGGGAGGAAAUCUGGUAUAGAUUAAACUAAACUGGAAUCAAAUUAAAGUACUGCCUUCCCUCCCUGGAAGGAACAGAACUUUUACUUAAUGGUCAGUUCAGACUGCUUAGAGACCCUUGACAGAGGGAAAGUGUCAAAAUGUUUGUUUAUGGGGACAAAGGCUAAAGUUACUCUAAUAUAAUCUGUUACAAAAAAUAGCAAGGAACAGAAAUAACGUUAAAACUGUUUGCCUGAACUACAAAGCUGCAUCUUUGGAUACCUUUACACCAAAAUACAAGUUAUUCUAAUGCUUUGAUAGACAUUGGAAGUGAAGUAAUCUGUUUUGCACAAAUUGAAAAUGAAAUUCAGUUAAUUUUGAUACUUGCAAGAUUUACAAGCUGCAUUGAUUUCUUUAUGCAGCUUGUAGAUGCCCAAAUGCACCAGUUAAACCUUGCAAAAACUCUCUAAAUAAAACCCGUAUUUUUUAGAAGACUCUUCCCCAUAGCUUAGCGCAUCAGUGGUAUUAUACAUUGAAGUUAGAGAAAACUGCACCAAAAGAUAUUGCCAUAAAUAUACCAUAAUAAAAUGGAAGAACAUAGCAUGUUCAGUGACAGACACAAAGGAAGAAUUUUAUACCACCUUUCCAGUACCAUUUUGACAGAACCAAAUAGUAAAUAAAAUAAAAUUUAAAAAAAAAAAAUUACUCUUGCACAUCUGUGUCUUGACCUUUCCUUCUGCAUAAUUUGUUAGAAAAUAAUGUAUGGCAGGAUUUUUCAUCUUGAAAAUGGGUUUCACCUCACACACCCAUGUUUAAAUUCAAUCAUGCAAGUGUCCUUCUGGGGUUGGUGGGGGAGCCAUGAAAUGGGAUUCUUAUAAUUAUUUGAUCACUCAUUUAUAGCAGUUGCUUAAAUGUCUGCAUUGAUAUGAAGGUGUUUGACUUUAAAAAAAAAAAAUUAGGUUGCCAGAUUUCUAGUAAUUCCAAAACUUUUUGAGCAAAAAUGUUAACGCAGUUAUGUUCUGGUAGACUUAAUUUCACAUUGAAAAGGUUAAAUUCUUAAUUUUUAUUUUUAACAAUUCAUUAAGGUUAGUCUUCAUUUACAAAGAGCUAAAUGUCUUUUCUAGUACUAUAAUUUAUUCUAACAGGACUCAAUUUCAUUAUUAUAUAUUGAUACAAGAUGACAAUCUUUCAACAAGCAUACUGUUUAAGCAUUUUUUCAAAAUUCUUAAUCCAAAAGAACUAGGAGAUAGCCACAUGAAUGUGAUUUUGUAUUUAUAAACACCUGGUUAUAUUUUUGCCCCCUCUGCAUUUGGACCCCAUUAUCUAAGCCCAUUUGUUGUAUUUGAAUAAUAAAAUAUACAGUAAACACUCUUGCUAUAAGGCUAGUAAUAAAACAAAUGCAAAGUAUAGUGAGGGAAUGUUACACUUUAGUAUAGAAGUAGUACUACACUAAGCACCCAAUCCUGGAGUCCUAAUGCAAACAAAACCUCCUAUCAUUUCAACAGGAGUUGUUGCUUGGUGAAGUACUACAAGGUUGGGUUCUUACUGUUUCCUAUAUAUAGGUCAAAUCCUGAAAAUUUCCUAUCUGUAAUCUCUGCUCACCCAUUGAUUUAAAUAGAACAAUUUUGUGUGAGUAAGGCUACUUGCAUGACUACAGCUUACAAAAUUGGGCUCUCAAUCACUUGAGUGAACUAUUUGUGAGAGUGGCCAAGAGCCUUAUAGAAAGAGUGCGCUGGGUGAUGCGUGUUUUCCUGUUUCUCUUUUUAAAAAAAAUAAAUAAAUAAAUAAAAUAAAAAAAAAAUGGGAGCUUCUGUUAACUUAAGGCUUGUAUGAAGCUGCUUUGUGUGUAACGAAUUGGCUUACUUAAUCUGUCUGGACAAAGUCCACAGUGACAAACUGGUAUAUUUUAAUUUAGCAUCUAAAAUCUAUUGGGUAGAAAAGAGUAUCUUAAUCUUUAAAAUCAAAAUCUUGAUUGUAGUAUUUUUUUUUUUUUUUUUUUUUUAAAAGCAAAAGAUUACAUGGGCAAGGUGUAUCUGUCAAAUAACUGAGUAUCAGUCAGGAACCUGUGAAAUUUUAAAGUAGUUGAGUCCCUCUGGAGAAAUAUUUUAACAUCUUGUUUGGAGGUUACCAGAAGCUCUGAGUGACAAGUCAGAAUAUAUUGCAUCAUAUUUUCUGAUGUUAUCCAGAAACCUGUAAGUGUCACUUUCCUGUUUUAACUCCUUCCUUUUAUUACCUGACUAUCAGGGAAGCGUGGUUGAGGCUGCCCUGACCUGACAUGUCAUGAUGUCGACUUGCUAGGUGGGGUUCGCAGGGGACAUUAACCAUUGGAGUUGUCGUACGGAUUCAGACUGAAACUGCCACAUCUAGGGUGCUUGCACAAGGAAGAGGUUGAAAUGCUGGUGUGAUGUUCAUUGCUCCUACUCCUGCUGGUUCGUCCUGAAGUCCUGAAGUGAUAACUUGAGGCCCCUGGGAAAUAAAGAUAUUUCUUCCUGCAUUGUGGCUUUGGUUGUUAGGUGCUGCAGGUUCCUCUUUUCGCCUCUCCUUUUUAGCUGGACACUGCCACCCACUAUUUACCUAUCUUAGUCCAGUUCUGGACACAAUUAGCUGUGAUGGCUGAUAUUUUAAGGAAUUUGGGGUGCCUGGGGAAGGAUGGUAGAAGCUUGCACGCUAAACCUUGAUGUUUGCAGGUGAGAGGGGGAACCACAAAUGAAUGGCUAGUCAGUGAGCUUCAGAUUUGCUAAAACUGACCCUGCUAUUUCUCAAACGAAUAGUGUAUCUUACAAUGUUUUUCUACAAUCUUAAGAACAUAAUGUUGUAUCUUACAAUACUUCUUAAUUUUUACUUAAAUUAAUUUCUUAUUAUAAAGGUCCAGUUUCUUUGUUACCGUGCACUUUUUAUAGGAUAAGCACGAAGGUUGAUAUUUGAAUAAUUUGGUUAUCGCUGUACUAUCCAUUUCUUUUUAAACAGCAGUGUGCAGGCUUUUUUUAGAUGCAGUUAACUUUGAAGCUAAACUGGCCUGUUUGAUAGUAAGUGUUCACUGUUCUGUGUACUGAAUGUGCACUCUGUGCUAGUACAAUGUAAAAUGUUUUUCAUAUUGGCAACUCUCAUAAACAUAAAGUAGUUCACAAGGCUGUAGGAUACUGCAUGCAUGUAUCUAAACAACAGUCCUCUCUAACUCCUAUGCAUCUUACAAGGCCCUGAGGAACUGAACAUUUGGCUCAGCCUACUCUGAUUUUCUGUCCCCUUUUCACUAUGUUGGCCUCUUUGAAACGCAGCCUUCCUUAGCUGUACACUAUAUGAACUUGAUCAAAAAUCUCUGCAAAGGGUGCACCGUGUAUGACAUUCAAAGGGUCAUAAAUUAGGCAAAUCAAAACCAAUUUCACUGUUCCAGUCCAGGGUGCUUGCAGUGAAGACUCUCUCUGCCAAAUUUCAGCUUAAGAAAUGUUCCGGGGAAGAAAAGGGUUGCAAGACUCUUUGAUAAUGUAACGUGGGUUUUUUCAUUUCCUUUCACUAAACCUGAAAAUAUUCCAAAAGGUGAAAGUUUCCAAAAGUUAUGAGUAACAGAUCGCAAGGGGUUAAAACUGAAACUCUUAAGUAAUUUCAGCACUCCAGCUAUAGCAUUGGCGGCUGCUGCUUUUUUCUUUUUUUUUUCUUUUUUGCACCUUCUGUUUGAGGAUCUCAAGUAAUUUUAUAACAUGUUCAUUGAGUCUUACCCAGCUCACAGGAUGUUGUAUUAUCCAUCUUCUACAGACAAGGAAACUAAAUCAGGUAUUUUGUCCAGUUAUGAAUCAGGGACAGUGCUGGAAUACAAAUUAGGACUUCAGCUUGCAUUUCCCUGCUCUUACCACUUGACUAAAUUUCCUCUUUUUGAAGACAGCUCGACUAGGAAGUCAGUUGCAGAAUUCAUUAUGAAAUCAUUUAAUUAGUUAUGUUAAUUGAGAUGUAUUAUAGAAUCACUUGCAACUGGUGAAGGAAACCCCCAGAGGACACCGGAGACUUUAAUUCCUCCAAUUGGUUGAGUUUGCUGCCUGUCAAGAGCAAGAUCAACCCGUCAGGAAUGUGUGUGCUGGGACCCAGUUAACAGUGUCACCUGAAACUGAGAACAUUGCACUGUUGUGGCCGGCGUCGCAAGAUAUUUACAUUCCAGAUGUGCUAAAGAUUCAUAUGUCCCUUCAUGCUUCAGCCACCAUUCAAGGGGACAUGUGUCCAUGUUGAUGACGGGUUCUGCUCAAUAAUGUUCCAAUGCAGUGUGGACUGACGCAUGUUCAUUUUCAUCAUCUUGAGUCAGAUGCCAUCAGCAGAAGGUUGAUUUUUCUCUUUUGGUGGUUUGGAUUCUGUAGUUUCCGCAUCGGAGUGUUGCUCUUUUUAAGGUUUCUGAAACCAUGCUCCACACCUUGUCCCUCUGAGUUUGGAAGGCACUUCAGAUUCAUAAACCUUGGGUCGAGUGCUAUAGCAAUUUUAGAAAUCUCACAUUGGUAUCUUUUUUGAAUUUUGUCAAAUCUGCAGUGAAAGUGUUUUGUAGUGAGGCGGUGUGGCCUCCCUCUGAGCCAGGAAGGGAGGAACUACCCUCUGUGCCCAAGUGGGUGGAGCAAGGUCUGCCUCUCCCUCCACUGGAAUUGAGUAACAGGGGAAAGGAACUAUAAAGGGCGGGGCUUCCAGCUCAGUUGGAGCUGGAGACACGGAGGGAAGCAACGAAUCCUGCUCGCUCCUGGCUGCUGACUCUGCUGCUGAAACCCAGUGGUGCCCUGCCUGCCAGAGAACUUGCAUCUGCCAUGGACCUGCCGGGACUGCCAUUGGCCACCUCCCCAGAAGAGACUGAGGAUGCCCCGCUGAUCCAGGUAUACCCCGAGGGGAGGAAGAGGCCCCAGGGACAGCCACCUCAGUCGGGCUGUAGCUCUGCCUGAGGCAACGGUCACCAUGUUGCAGCUGGAAUCUCCGCUGAACCCAAUGGCGGACCACUCCACCACUGUUAGGUCCUGGGGUCGAGGUCUGGUGAAGUAGGGUGGGUGGGCCCGGACCCCACCUGUCACCUCACCCCCUGGGGUGGCAGCCUCUCCUCGCCAGAUCCAGAGGCCUUUGUUUGUCGGUUGUCUGCCGGAACUAGGACGUUUGACCCCUGGGGCUUUUGCUCUGGCUCUGCAUCAAAAGCCCGAGAGCUAAUUGACUACUGGGUUUGCUCUGUGCCUAAGAACCCAGAGCUUUAUUGACUCCUGGAUGUUCGCUCUGCCUCUGCAUCCAGAGCUCAGAGCUAAUUGACUGCUGGGUUUGCUGUGCUCCUGCUUAAAGCGCCCAGAACCCAUAUACUACUGGGUUUGCUUGGCCCCUGUUUAAAGGGUCCAGGGACUAAAGACUGUUGGCUGCUCUGGCCCUGGGCUAAGGGCCCCAGAGCAUAUGGACUCCUGGGAGGCCCUGUCUAUACCUAAGGGCUGGAGCCUGUUGACUUUUGGGGAUUUAGCCCUGUCUGGGAUGCUAACACCUAUUUGCUAGUUUUCCCCCAGAUACCAGGUGGUGAUCCCAAUGGCAUAGUGAGGCAGCAUGGCCUCCCUUUGACCCAGAAGGGGAGGGACGACCACUACAGUUCUUAAAACGAACAACGUGCUGGGUCAUCAUCUGAGACUGCUAUAACAUGAAAUAAAUGCAGGUAAAACACAGAACAGGAGACAUACAAUUCUCCCCCAAUGAGUUCAGUCACAACUUUCAUUAAUGUAUUGUUUUUUAAACGAGCAUCAUGAGCAUGGAAGCAUGUCCUCUGGAAUGGUGGCCAAAGCAUAAAGGGGCAUACGAAUGUUUAGCACAUCUGGCACGUAAAUACUUUGUGACACCGGUCUACAAAAGUGCCAUGUGAACACCUGGUCUCACUUUCAGGUGACUUAAAUAAGAAGUUGCAACAUUGUUUACAUUUACAGGAGAUAAAACUUGUUGGUCUUAGCAAUUGGCUGAACUAGAAGUAGGACUGAGUGGACUUGUAGGCUCUAAAUGUUUACAUUUUGUUUUUGAGUGUAUUAUGAAACAAAAUUAAGUUGUAAGUUGCACCUUUCAUGAUAGAGAUCGGCACUACUGUACUUGUGUGAGGUGAAUUGAAAAAUGAUUUUUUUGUUUAUUCAUUUUUAUAGUGCAAAUAUUUGUAAUCAGAAAUAAUAUAAAGUGAACACUAUACACUUUGUAUUCUGUGUUGUAACUGAAAUCAAUAUAUUUGAAAAUGUAGCAAACAUCCAAAAUAUUUAAUACAUUUCAAUUGGUAUUCUAUUUGUUUAACAAUGCAAUUAAAACUGCGAUUAAUCCCGAUUAAUUUUUUUUAGUUAAAUUGUGUGAGUAACUGUAAUCAACAGCCCUAAAAAUCAGCUUAUUUACAAAAGUAUUUUUUUAAAACCUUAAACCAGCAAGUCACUUUCCAUCUCUCCCCUAGUUUCCCACAUGUAAAUAGAGGUAAUGAUACUUAUGCUCAUUUCUAACCGUGCCUUGAGCUCUACUGGUGAAAACACUGGAUAAAAGCAGGAGUGCUAGUGUUGGUAUUACAGGCAGCAUGGAAUUUUUGACGUUGGAUUCCAUUUGAUGACAUACAUCCUCUUUCAAUAGAUGAUGGCUGCCAGCAGCAGUACGGCUGAGAUUUGUUCCAAAGGGACUCUAGUUUUGGUGCAUUUUUUCUUAGUGCUAUACUCUUGGUCAUGUGCAGCCCAUACGUGCCAUGUUGGGUGUUCAUUAUACAGGUGCUGAUUUAGCAAAUCACAGGCUUGACUUCAGACAUGUGGUUAACCUCAUCCAUAUUCAGCAAAACACUUAAGCAUGUGUCAAGUGAGUCCAGCGCAAUGUUGAAUCUGAUUGCAUUGCAUUUUGCUUAGGGCAACUUCUUUAAUACUGUUGUCAGAGCCACUAGAGUGGCAACAGAGAACUAAUGGAGUAUGCUAGAGGUGAUAAAGCAUCCCUUAUUUUCAAAGUAAAGCCACUGCUAGAAGCUUGAAUCAUUAGAGCUUAGAAUCAUUUUAAAAGGGUCUAAGUAAAAUUGCAUUUCCUAGCUACAGCACAGUGUCCCCUAACAAUCUGUUCAUCCACCUAUCUCCUGGCAAGGAAUCCCUCGAGUAAGCAGAGGUUGCUUGCUAACCCCAUGUACAGAGGUUCCCACUCUCAUAGGCCCAAUGUUUUUCUUAUGUCUUAAUGUGUCUAGACUUCGAGGGGUAUAUAUUUAAUAUUAAACUACUCACAUCAGCAGCUUAACUCUACAGAACAGAGCCAGCACAGCUCCCAGAGGUCCUUCAUCAGUGAUCCCUGUUUAAAAUAGUUACCAGAUAGAAUGAAUUGAAUAACAACCAAUGAGUAUUAGAAAACAGGCAAAUUGGGGGGACGGUGUGUAGAAAGGGGGAUGUGUAGUCUGCUUACUUGAAAAUCCUGCAAGCCAAGUCAUGCAGUGCCUAAAGUGGUAAGAUUAAAGACUUCUGUGAACUCCAUUCCCAUAUACUUGGACUUCUUCUGGUACGUACCUUUUGAGUGCAGUCCUGAAGGAGGAAAUGUAGCAACAAAUUGGAGGAUUCUAGGGUAUAGUCCCAACUGAAUCACUGUUUCAUGAUGUAUGUGACCAUGGCCAGAUGAUCGCUUUCUCGUAACUCAGCAUGUCCAGAUGGACAUUAGGGAAACACAGCAUAUUGUUUCACAGAGGAUCCUGCUUAUCUGACCUGAGCUUUCCUGGAGUGGCCUCCAGGAAGACAGUGAAAGUAUGCAACUCUGGAUUUCCUGAUGCUGUGUUAAAGGCAGAAUGCUUUGAUACCCCACCCCAAGAGUUUUAGGUACAAUAAACCACAGUAACAGGCCUGACUAGAAAGUUGAUACUUUCACUUUAUAAAUGUCUAAAUCAAGCUAAUAAAAUCUUCUAAAAUGACUUGUUUGCAUAAAAAUGAAAGUUUUGAAAUGGAGUAGCUGGUCCCGAGUAUCACUGGUAUCCGUAGUAGGUUCCAGGAGUCUUUUGGGAGGAAAGAAAGAGAGCAUGGUGGUAUCAGAGUGAAGUAUCACUAGUGUAAAUUAAAAUCUUCGUUUCUUCUCCUCUUGUGAAAGUUUGCCUCUGAUAGCUGCUGAGACCCAUGCCCAUCUUCCCUGCGCCUCAACCUCCUUGAAUGCAGGUGUGGAGGGAUGUUUGGAGGACAAGAUGGCAGUAGUGAUCUAUUGGUGGGGGGAAGCAAGACAUGGCUGGGAUCCCACAUUAGAUUUUAAGAAAGUAACUGAGUUGGGUUGUUCACAUAAACUAUUAAAGUGCCGAUAGUCUCAUAUCAACCCUGCCCUCUUACAUUGGUCCUAUACCUACAUGUCUUAUUUGCAUUAGUUUGUCCCAUUGGAAUGAAUGGAACUACUUGUAAAUAAAGAUCACAGGUCAGAUUUCUAAGGGGAUCUACAAAUAUGGCAAAAAUCUGUUGGCUAAUAAAAAUAUCCUGUUUCCUGGCUGAAAUCUGACCUUUCAAAAGUAUGACACAAACUGCUUGUCUGCAUGGCAACCAACAGAGUGGUAGUAUAUAAAUGAUGUAUCUGUAUACUUACUGCUUUAGUUUAAUCUGAUGUCUUAAUUCCUUCACCUGCCAACCAGGAGGCAUUUUACCGGCUUGAAGUGUGUGUGUACUAUCUUCUUUUUGCCAUCUCGGAUCUCUAACCAAGCAUCUGACAAUGAAUUAAUUCAAGUCUUGAGAGAGCAAAAAGUCAUUUUUUAUGACUUCAUAUUAAAAUUGUGUGGUAUCCUACAAUAAACUAGACACAGAAAACUGAAUAAGGCAAUAGAUCCAUCCCUGAGUUCUGCUGAUGGGAGCUUUGCUCUUUCUGACAGAGUAGUUGUCAGAAUUACCAGUGGGAGUUGUGGCUGUGUAGUAAUUCUGAAUUAGGAAUCAUUGCAGAUGGCAUUACUCAAAAGGACACUUCAAGUCGAUGCUUGGUAACUUACUGAAGGCUUCAGGGCACUAUAUCAAGAGUCCAGAGGCAAGCAACCCUAUAAAAUUUACAUAAUUUCUGCAUAAGCACAUCGGGAGAGUCAUGCCUCAUUCAAAAUGUAGAUGUUAAUUCACAAUAAACAUAUAGCCAGUAACAAUUACAAAUGGUCUUGAUUAACAAGUCUCUACUAGAGUUGUGUUAAAACCAGGAGAGUAUAACAAAAGUUAGAUAUUAACAAACAAACCAAAAAAAAAACCAAAAACCCUACUAGAUCAUCCGGUUCAUCUCCCUCAGGCUAGUGAAGGGUUGCUCUGUAGGACAUACUGUAUAUCAGAGAAAACUGUGAGGCUACUAAUAUUAAAGAUUUAACACCUAUUCCCUUCAGAGUAAAUUGCAUUAAUGGUUUAGUGGGUGGCCUUUCCUUCAGAGGAAGGAGAACCAGACAGUCUGAAUAUAGUCGAUCCACUGGGAAUGUGGAACAACCAUACAGCAUUUCUAAUGUCCCACUUCUGCUUCAGUAUCCUAGACCAAUUCUGUCUUUCACACCCAGAGGUGUGUUGGUACAAUCGCAGCAGCCAGUGGGGAAUGAAUAGGGUAGGGUAAGGAAUAAGAAUACACGGUCCAUAAUAGCAAAGAAAAAAAAUGCCUUUUUCCUUCUGGAUAAAUCAGCUGAAGCCAGGUAAUACUGACUGCUAGCAAUGAGGGAUAAAGGGGAGAGCUGAUGCUCACAAAUGGAGAUGCAGUCUAUUAGGGGAUAGGGUCAAACUUCAGAUUGGUUUUUACUUGUGACUAUUACAGUUUCUAAGGGGCACAUCUUUUCUACAGCAUGGAGUAUCCUGCUGGCAGUGGAUUCAGUGUUCCAUUGUUGCGGUGGUUUGAAAUGGAUUCCUAGUGUCUUUGCAUGGGAUGAUAUGUACCAUGGAGUACUGCUCUAUGCAGGAUUCUGAGACACCAAAGGAGAGUCAGGCCAGGGAUGGGGUCUGGAUCUGCAGUUACAUGGAUCUGCUGGCCAUUUCCUCAUCGAACAGGGUAGGCAUGUAUUCCAGCUAUAGAUGUGCUGACUGAUGGGGAGCAUCUGUAUUCCAUCCCCCUUGCAGGGACCUUCUUGCACCAAGUCUGUUUGCUAUGGCUUAGUGCAGGCAGGACACUUUGCCUUGAAAGCAUAGAGCCUUUGAUAGUAUUGGUCACGCAGAGAGAGCUCUUUGGAAAAAAGGACUGAGAUUUUUAGCUCCAAAUUAUAAUAAGGGGACUGAACUGUAGUGCCAAAGGCACCUGGAUACUUUGGACUACAUUCAGUUGUGAUAUACUGACAAUGACAUCUUCAUCAUAUGUGCAAAGUGGUGUGAUACCAGUGUAUGGUCCUUCUACUUCCCUGUGAUAUUAAAUUAUGUCCUAAUCACAGCUCAGUCAAUGAGCUGAAUGCUAUUUUGCUCCUUUCUGGAAGAAUGCAGACGCUGGUGUAAGGAAAGGAGAAGUGAAAAACCUUUUUGUUAUCUAUGUCCUAAUAUAAAAUAACUUUCCAUGACGAGUGGGGAUGGCCAUGUUAAUGACCUAUUAAAUGAGCAGAUGCUUUGCAAAUGGUUAACUAUCUCCCGUUCCAUUGAGAAACACCAGUCAGAAAUCUUCAAACUGUGUCCAGAUUUUUAAUUUAUUCAUGACAUUUUAGUAGUGUCUGUUUUUAAAUUGUCUUCUCUCCCAUGUUUACUAAUACAUUUUAGCCUCCCUCCCCUUAGGAUAUUCAUCAGAUGCUACAAAUCUAGAUGUAUGGUAAGUAAUGUUAGUUUUUCAUUCUCAUGUUUCCGAAGAGCAAACUGGACUCAAAUUACAGUGUAGUUUUGUGUGUUGUUUGUAUAUUCUCCCCAUUACUGUUUUUAGGCAUUCUUGAACCAUCUCAUCCAAAUAAUUGUUCUGUUCCUCUCCAUGUCAAUACAUUCGCCAUUUGAAAUCAGGCUAGAUCAGUUAAAUUGCAUCUUGGAUAAGCUUUGAAUUUAUAUUGAAAAACUUCUAAAAUAUUUUACAAUUAGAAUUUGCAUGUUUCAUUUGAAUAAUGUAACAUCAUUCUGGGAGGAACAUUGAGAUGCAGAAGCGGAAAUGUGAUUGGUAAUAUCACAGACAAUUUAAGCAGGCUUCCAAAAUGGGUAUAGUUUUCGUCUGCUUUAUGCUGCACUAAAUUGCUUCCCAAAAUAUAUGGCAUGACAUUUGUAAGCCACUCUCUUGGGGGGGUGUGUGUGUGUGUGUGCGUGUUUACUAAAGCACAAAUGUGUAAAUUUUAUUAGUGUUGUGUUCUGCAGUACAUUCAACAAGAACAAUUCAAUAACAGGGAAGCAGCUGCAGUGAAUCUCUGCUUACACCAGGCUUAACUUUGGUCCAGUAGCUCUUUAUUUAAAAUAGCCUGAGGUAGAAGGUUUAACUUGUGAUAAUGAAUUUGAUAUAUUUUGUCUUAAUUUCUCUAGUUUUGUGUAACAAUUGAGCUUUGUUGCACAUUAAUUUAGGAAACCAUGAUGUUCCAAUGCUAUGUUGUAGUAGUAAACUGACAGAAUGUGCUGUUUGGCUGAAUGCCUUCUGCCACCCAACAAGUCCACCAAAUAGCAGACUGUUUUUCACUCUAGGGUGGCUAAUUGCUAUUUAAACAUAAAUAUUGUGAGUCAUGUUCUAACAGUUUUACUUUUUGGUGGGUGAGAGGGUUUAUGCAAUAUAUCCUUCCACUUUGAAAACUAAUUCCUAGUGGAAGGAUAAAUGAAAGGUAGAGGAAGUUGUAUGCAUCUUCCAUUUAGUAUUUUGAAUGUUCCAUUCAUUUAAAAAUCUUUCUCCUUUUUAACUUUCUAGGUUGCCUGAAUUCUAUUAUCUAGGAGCCUAACCAUAGUUUUGUGGCUCACAGUCCUUGCUUUGUCAGAAAAAUUUAAGCUCCCAUUUACUAAUAUUAAAACUAAUUCUGUUUGCAAAUGUAGAAAAUUAAUUUUCUGGCACACAGAAGCACCUUCAGCAUCUAGCUAAUCUUUUUAAAGAGUUCACACUGUUAGUUCUUUAGUUGUGCAGGGUUCAGCCUUAAACAACUUUCUGUGGCAGGAAACUGGGGAACUAUUUCUGCUAUUGUAGAUUAUUUUUGCUUAAUUCCCUUCACUGGAAUGGUAAUGACUGGGAACUUCAGUGUGCACUUAUAAUGUAUCACUGGGGAGCUCACUCUCUACCAAUAAUACUGCAGUACUAGUGCAAGUGACUUAUGCCAUGCAGGAGGGGAUAGAAGGAAGGAGAAGGCAAAGUAGAGUGAAAACCCCACCACCCUCCUCAGCGAAGUACAGAGUUCAGCGACUGAGGAAGGCUCAGCUGCCUUACUGUGUGUCUGAUUAGGAUUGUGAGAGGGAAAGCAGAGCCAGAGUAAUUCCUGAUGUCUCUUUGUUCAUGACCACUUCCCUAAGACUUCCAUGCUUGAAGUAAAGCCUCCUGCCUGUGCAACACUCUGGCUUUGAACCUCCCGAAUAGUGAAGACACUAUUGCGUGGGCGCAGACCCUUGGAAGGAGAGAGUAGGUGAGAUCUUAGUGCUACUUUCCUCUUUGACAUGAACAUCCAUUAAAAGGGCAGGUGUUUUGCCUCUUUGGGCUCUGUUGGCUUGAUGUUAAGUCAGCUUUCCAGGUGGAGGUCUAAUAAACUGUUCGACAGCUCAAGUGUACUGACCCGUAUCAACCAAACCUUACCUACACGGUGAAGGGAGUGGGUAGAGUUCUACUGGAACUUCAGAACAAAGUGUUUCCUAUGAUUCCCUUUGUUUUUCUCUCCAGAUCUAACGUGGUUCUGACAGUAUGCGUAUUUGGAUCUUCCUGUGUGUUUUGAUCUUUAGCCCCUCUCUCUUUUUUUGCAUUUUUGAGGCCCAUAUUUUCUGGUUUAAACCUUUGCUCAUGUUCUGUUUUUCAGUUUGACCUAAGUUUUUUGGAUACAAAGUGGCUACAAAUAUGUUCUGCUUCCAAAACCAUUACUAAAUGACCCCCAUUUGUUCGUAACCUGCUCUCUUACGCUUUGUAAAGCAAACUAAAGGCCUGCGGUUCUGAGGAACUUACUUUCUGAUAGUGAUAGGAACUUCCUUUGCAACGGUCACUGAGCAAAAAUACUGAAAUAAGCAUAGAAAUGGAGGAGGAUAAAAACCAUCAAGGUGCACAGGUGACCCACCCUUUCAUUUUAGGGAAUACAUCUGCCUGUUUCUGAGGCAUGAUCCAUGCUCCAAGAGAAGAUAAACCUCUCCCCUCAGGCUCCUGCCACUCUAUCUUGCAGGAAACAUCUUCCUCAUUCCAGAAUUGUAAGAUUUUCAUGGUGGUACUUACUCAUGACUACAUAGUUAAGCAUCUGGUUCCAUUUAUAUCCAGAGAUACUAUUGGCUUCCAAGGAAUUCUUCUUUUUCCUAGAACCAUGAUAAGGUGGAUUUUGUCAGAAAAAUUCCAAAUUGAACCUUGUUUUUAAUUUCUAGGGGAUCCACAUGUUCUGCUGCUUGCAUUUAAUUCACAUUUAAUUCAUUUGAACCUCUAUCUGGGAUAUAGGUAGUACUUCUACUAAGCAAGAAAAAUCCCCCUGUCCUCCUCUGUAGCUUCCUGUCACCAAAAUAAGGUCAUUUAGAAGACCUUCUCCAAAUAUGUAUACAUCUCUGUGGAGACCACACAGCACUUAGAUACUAAAUAAAUAACUUUCUUUGUUUAUAAUACCCCCUCUGUUCCUCUUUUUUUCUCCAGUUAAACAAUGAACCAUCACACACUCCGCUGACAUUAGUAAAGUGAACUCAAAAUCCUUAUCCCUGUCAGUACAUUUCAUAAACAGAUUGCUUCACAACUGUUAGAUCCACAGUAUUGGAUUGCUCCCCUACAUUGCUCAGGUGUUACACAGCUUUGUGUGGGGGCAGGGCUGUUUGCAAAUUCUGGAACCCUUGUUCAGUCUGGAUUACAUCUUUGCUCUGCAUUGUGUAGCGAUGGGAGGACUGAGGCAGCACUGGUGGAUCUGUGACUCUGCAAAUCCAUCAGCCAUUGCUUUUUCCCAGAGUGAAAAAAGAGUGCAGAGUGACUUAGUGGGACGGAAUUGUGUGACUUGGCAAGCUCAUACUUCCCCAAAAUUCGACACACUGAAGUUUUCUCUGGUUGUCUUCAUCUUGCAGAGAAACGGCCCCAUGUUGUGAAUCACAGCUGCCAAGUAGUUCUUGAGGAAUCAUAAAAUUAAUUUCUGCAGAAUUGGUGAUCGUUCGGCCUAUUCACCCCUUGUGAUUAUACUGACUAGCUACAAGAUGUUCUGUCAGUAAAGUCAGUAAAUUAUGUUGUUGCCUGCUAUCUUUAAUUUUAGUGUCAUGGAUUGUGCUUGUCACUGAAAAUCCAUUCCACGGUAUUGAGUAAUGCUCUGCAGCUCAGGUGCCCCCUCAGCCUCCUGUGGUUCCACCGGGCUCAAUUGGAACUUUAAGGCUUUAUGGACAAUAGGGGAUUUAGCUAAAAUUUUUUACUGUUCAGUGUUUUAGUCCAACUGUAGUAGAGUCCGAUGCCACCAAACCCCAGUCUACAGUAGGGCUCCCAUCAGUGCAGCUUGAUAAAAUUCCUUGUGCAUACAAGGCCUGUGAGAAGUGUUGUGGAAUACCAUUCAUUCUGUCUUCAGAAGUGUUAGGAAGGACACUGCUUACUGAGUCCAAGAUUGUUAGAUUGCCUUUUAUUGGUAUUGCCAUAGUGCUUAGUGGUCCUACUCAUGGCCCCGGACCCCACUUGGCUGGGUGCUGUACAAACACAGAACAAAAAAUGGUCCCCGCCACAAAGAGCUUGCUAUCGAAGUAGAAGGCAGCAAAUGGGUACGGACAGAUUGAUGGGGGUACAAGGACACAGUGAGACAGUAAGUGACAGUAACCAAAGUAACAAUCUGUUCUAUAGCUGAUCUUUUAGUGGUCUCACAUGAGAUUUCCAGUGUACAGCAGGAAGAACACAAGCAGUAAAUCGUCUUUACACCAUUCCCAGACCUCUCCCUUUCUGAUUUCUACUUGGAAAGUGGGUUAGUUGGUUUUUUUUUAAGCACACAUGCCUGUUAGUGUCUAGCUCAGAUUAAAGUGUUUGGUGUUUUUUCCUAGUUCUUCAUACUACACCAUUUCAAGAUAAUGCCUAAUUAAUCAGAUACAAAACAAACAUUUUUAUCUGUUCAACUACAAUUUUGGCUUAUUUGUACAACGCAAAGACCCCACGUACAUAAGGUCUGCCAGUUUGUUGUACAGUAGAACCUCAGUUACAAAUACCUCGGAAAUUGAGGUUGUUCAUAACUCUUAAAUAUUCAUAACUCUGAACAAAACAUUGUGGUUUUGUCAAAUGUUUAGGGCUGAACAGUGACUUAAUCCAGCUUUGAUACAUUACUAUGCAGAAGAAAAAUGUUGCUUUCCCUUUAUUUUUUAGUCGUUUAUGUUUAACGUAGUACUGUAUUCUCUCCCGCCCCCAACCCCCCGCCCCCCCCGGCUGCUGCUUGAUUGUGUACUUCCGGUUCUAAGUGAGGUGUGUGGUUGACUGGCUGGUUCAUAACCCUGGUGUUUGUAACUCUGAGGUUCUACUGUACAUUUACGUUGCUUUUUACCUGACAGUUGUUUGCCAGAUAUUUCCUUUGGGAGAUCAGUAUUUUCAUUACUAAUACCUAAUAAAAUCUGCUGUGGAAGGGAGGCAUUGGCUACAGAAUGUCGUAUUCACAUCUUUAGAGGAACAAAGUGGUUUCCUGGCCAAAGUUGGGUGUGAGGCUUAAUCCAUCCACGUUAUUUACUGACAGUUGUAUAUCAGACUGUAUCUACUCAUUCAGCACCAGCCUCCUUUGCCUUGAUGCAGCAUGGGUCUUCACAGAUUUUUCGGUCUGGGAUGGUCUUCCUUUAUCACUCUCCUUUAGAGCUGCCUUAUCUGUUAUGAAUAGAAUCUAAAACAUCUCUUCUUCCUUGUGUGUCCUUUUUAUAAUUGCUGUAUCCUUCUGCUAUUUAGUUUUAGAAUUUAAUUAUUUCCAAUUCAUUGUUUUGAUAGCUUGGUUUAGCAACACUACAAAUAAUUGGAAUCUACACUAAAAGUGGAAGCCAAUAUUGUGAAUGUUAAUGGUAAUUAAUCAAAUUUAAAACCUCUGUAAUGUACUAACAUGAGAAGACUUGGAUGCGAAGUGCAUCUUUUGCUUGGCUAAUAUCUUUUUUCUAUUGUUUGGUUGUUUUGCUAUAUAUUUUCAAAAUCUUAAUAGAAAUGUGUUUUUUAAGAAGUAAUGAAACAACAUUGUUGAGGUGCAAGCUGGUAACAGAGAAUGGUAAGUAAGCAGUAAAAAGCCUUUCCCUAACAUUGUCUCAUCUUAAAUUCCCAGAACAGUGUGUGAAGUGUAUGGGAAGCAGCUGAAAUCAGGAUAAGAUCUAAAGAACAAUGCAAGGAGAGCUAGGAACACAUUUUUAGCUGUCUAGAGGGUGCAUGGUCUGGAGUAAUGAACACUGUUUGGAAUUAAGGACUUGGUCUACCACUGACCUGCUCUGUGGCCUUUGACAAGUCACUUCACUUCUGUGCCUCAGUUUCACCAUCUGUAGAAUGUGAAUAGUGCAUAUCCACUUAUCUCACAUGGAAAGCACUGUAUAGGUACCAAUUUUUUUUCCAGGCAGUUUGCGCACAUGUUCAAAUUAGGUAUCACUGCCUGCCUUGUGGUGAGAGAAUGCAGCUUUCUACCACUGAUAGGUGGUUAAGGACAGAUAAUUAAGUUCAUUGAAGUUUUAAGGUAGUGUUUGCUGUGAUUGCUGUGAAGGCUAAUGAAAAGUGACUCUGGCAAAUAUGUCAAGAUUCUCUAAUGUUUAUACAAGAUUUGCAUAGACUGCUCAUUUGUAGGGGACUUCCGUUUAAAUUUCUGAAUUGCUGCCCUCAUACCUAUGAAAGUGAUAGGUCUUGUUGAUACCCUGACUAUAUAAACGCUUGUUUAGAAGCUGAAAUGUUUCAUGAGGAAUAAUGAGCCAUAAGAAUUUGAGAGCAGGAAAAUAAGAUAUCAUUGAUACAAUCCCAUAUUUCUUGUAUUAGAUCUUGUAUUUUUAUUUGCUGUUCUAAAUCAAUCAUGAGAAUUCAGACUACAAAGGAAGAGAUUCAGGAGAAUAUUGUGGAUACCUUGAUGCAGGUUAAACAGAGUUGCUACAAGAAUUUUCAAGUUAAGAAUUAACUGCUAGAACAAUGUAUUCAAUCUAUAUUUUGGAAGAAAGGCCUUUUUGUCUUGGAAUACGUUGGUACUAUAAAAAGGGACAAAUGACAGCUAGUAAAAUGAUGCAAAAAUAGCAUUGUUUAGACUGCUGUCCUCUUCAAGGAACUCCUGUACCUGCUGAUCAGACAGUAUGUGAUCCAAGAAAUGAACUACAUGUGUAUCAAAAUAUCAGGUGGGUGUUGUAAGUGUAUUUUACAGUCUUCUCUUUUGUAGUUUUGUAGUGUAUUGAAAGCUAUGCAUGUGUAUUGUAUGUUUUUAUUGGUCCUUCUUGUAAUUGCCAGUUUCCUCUAAUAAACAUCUCUCUGAAGUCA
This is a messenger RNA of Chelonia mydas (Green sea turtle), 22229 nucleotides long. It is a transcript of the gene HNRNPR, whose product is annotated as heterogeneous nuclear ribonucleoprotein R. The record is from RefSeq and is a predicted model, not a curated record. Lineage: Eukaryota; Metazoa; Chordata; Testudines; Cheloniidae. Gene Ontology annotation, cellular component: ribonucleoprotein complex; nucleus. The transcript is spliced from 14 exons. Gene Ontology annotation, molecular function: mRNA binding. The coding region runs from base 444 to 2519 and encodes 691 amino acids.